Molecule: messenger RNA, 3639 nt
Organism: Eutrema salsugineum
Lineage: Eukaryota; Viridiplantae; Streptophyta; Magnoliopsida; Brassicales; Brassicaceae
Product: biotin--protein ligase 1, chloroplastic
Exons: 13
Coding region: 329-1282 (317 amino acids)
Biological process (GO): protein modification process
Cellular component (GO): cytoplasm
Molecular function (GO): biotin--[biotin carboxyl-carrier protein] ligase activity
Source: RefSeq, a predicted model, not a curated record
CCUCUAAUUAGGCCAGUAGAUAAAUCUGGGCGCGAUUGGGCCUGGUAUUAGGCCCGAAUAAAAGUAAAAGUCUCCGAUUUUGUAGAUAAGUCAACGAUUUUUUUAAAAUAAUCGGUGAUUUUUCGACAGAAAAUUGGUUACUGCCUAACCAGACCCUCGAGCCUUAAAUCGCGGCGGCAUGCCUCCUCCGAUCCGCGCCUAGGCGGCCGAUUAAUCGUCAAGGUGGACGAUUUUUCGAAUGUCGUGAGGGUUUAAAUCCAGAAACGUGUGAUCUUCUCUGCCUCGCGAUAUUUCCUUCACGACUUCUGCAAAACUCCAUGAUUUAGCUAUGGAUCGUGAUGCUUCGUGUAGCUUGGUUUUGUGUGGGAAGUCCUCUGCUGAAACUGAUACAGCUAAGCGUCUGAAAAACAAUGGCGUGCUCAAACUAGCAGAUAAUACUCAGAUUGUACUCUUUUUAGACUCUGAGAUGGAGAAUUUGAUUAGAGAUGAUGCUUCAUUCAAUAUUUCAUUGUUCAUGAACUCGAUUUCAACUGAUCGGUUUGGUCGGUUUCUCAUUUGGUCUCCGCGGUUGUCUUCCACUCACGAUGUUGUUUCCCAUAACUUCUCUGAGCUUCCAAUUGGUUCAGUUUGUGUCACGGAUAUCCAGUUUAAAGGUCGAGGUAGAACAAAGAAUGUCUGGGAAUCUCCAAAAGGUUGUCUUAUGUAUUCUUUUACGGUAGAAAUGGAAGAUGGUCGAAUCGUGCCUUUGAUACAGUAUGUGGUAUCUCUUGCUGUAACUGAGGCAGUGAAAGAUGUUUGUGACAAGAAGGGAUUGCCCUAUAUUGACGUAAAAAUAAAGUGGCCAAAUGAUCUCUACUUGAAUGGCCUUAAGGUUGGAGGUAUUUUGUGUACCUCUACAUACAGAUCAAAGAAGUUCCAUGUUAGUGUUGGUGUGGGAUUGAAUGUGGACAACGAGCAACCGACCACGUGCUUAAAUACAGUACUAAAAGACAUCUCUCCUGCAUCAACCCUACUCAAAAGAGAAGAAAUUCUUGGUGCCUUCUUUCAUAAAUUCGAAAAAUUCUUUGAUCUAUUCAUUGACCAAGGUUUUAAAUCUCUUGAAGAGCUUUACUACAGGACAUGGCUUCACAGCGAGCAAAGAGUGAUCACUGAAGAAAAAAUGGAGGACCGAGUUGUUCAAAAUGUUGUGACCAUCCAGGGUUUGACAUCUUCGGGAUAUUUGCUGGCUAUUGGAGAUGAUAAACAAAUGUAUGAGCUUCAGCCUGAUGGCAAUAGCCCCUGAUUUGGAAGAGGAAGAAUAUAGCCUUCAUUAAUUGAAGGAAUUCUCUAACCGAAAACGACUGAAUUCUCACCGAUCAUCGUCAAUUUCAAAUCACCGACGAUUAAGCCGAUCCUCUUCGACGAUCUGUGAGACUAUCUUUGAUACAGCCGAUCAUUUUCGAUUUCAAUUGAGCCGAUCAUGUUUGAUUUCAUUUCACCAGCGAAGAGGAUACAAUUCUUGUUAUCUGAUUAGUCUGGAUCUGGAGAUCGAAGAGAUUCUCGCUUUUCGUCAGAUCCUCGAUUGGUUAGACGAACUGAUACUUCUGAAGAGGCUCACGACAGCGACGUCAUACCGGAGAGAUUUUAGUGAGAAGCGAAGGAAUCGGUUUCAGCUCACCAGAGAUAUAGAGAUUUCACAUCUAUGAUAAUCAUCAUUGGCGAAUUUUUCAGAUCUUCCUCCUCCUACUAUAAGCAUGCUACAUCCCUCUGUUGAUUUAUAUGUUAAUAAACACUUCAAGAACAAAGACGAGUUGAUGCUGCAAAUGAGAAAAUGGGCUUUGGAUUGGAAGUUCGAGUUCAGAUCAGCUUGGUCAAACAAGACGAGGGUGGUGUUAAGAUGUGUUGAUCCUAAUUGUACCUGGAGGAUGCGUGCAACAAAGCUCCCUUCUUCUAAUUUCUUUGGGGUGAGAACUUAUGUAAGUGAACACAACUGUGAUACAACUCAUAGGAACGCCAACCAUAGGCAAGCAACUGCCAAGGUGCUUGGGACUUUGAUCUGCAGCAAUUAUAGAGAAAAGAAGUAUGGUCUUAACCCGAAACAAAUCGAGGAGAAAGUCAGACUCGACCAUGGUGUACACAUUGGAUACAAACAAGCUUGGAGGGUUAAAGAGUUUGCUCAGGAUUUGAUCAGAGGGACUCCCGAGGAUAGCUAUCAAAAAAUCUCGAAGUGGUUGUUUAAGGUUAAUGAGAAAAACCCUAGAUCAAAGGUUUAUGUUGAGAUGAAUCCAAAGGGGGGGAAAAAAUACAGAUUGCUUGUUUUCGGUCAAUCGAUAAGAGGAUUUGAGCUGAUGAGGAGGGUUAUUGCUAUGGAUGGUACUUUUCUUAAGGGAAACUUUAAGGGAACAUUGCUUGGAGCUAGUGCACAAGGCGGAGAUUAUUCAUUGUCCCUGCUUUCAUUUGGGAUAGUUCACUCUGAAAACAAACAUGUGUGGACCUGGUCUUUUAGCGGACUUAAGACCGUGAUCCAUAAUGCGUCAGAUUUGGUCUUUGUUUCAGAUAGAGCUCCAGCCAUUGCCAAGGUACUUUCAGUGGUUUAUCCGCUUGUACAUCAUGGUAUUUCAGAAUCCAUCUGGUGAGGAAUAUAGCACCAAAGUAUGGGAGAACUGGGUUGUUGCCGUUUAUAGAAGCUGCAGCUGACGCUUACACUCGUCAUGAGUUCAUUGGCAUCUUCAAUGACAUAAGGAGCAGAGCCUUAAAUUAGCUUCAUAUUUGGAAGAAUCUGAUUUUGCAAAGUGGGCUCGCUCUUAUGCACCUUCGAACAGGUACAAUAUCAUGACAACCAACACUGCGGAGUCUCUGAAUUUGAUUUUAAACAUGGCUCCUAAGUUGCCAAUAAUGUCUCUCUAGGAGACCAUUAGGUUCACUCUCACAACAUGGUUUCAUGAACUUGGGGAAAAGCUCUAACACAAAAAACUCAUCACACUACGCGUAGUGAAGAUUAUGUUAGAGAGAUACAAUGCUGCAGUGAAACUUGAUGUUUUCCAAGUAGAUCGGUAUGAGUUUGAAGUAAAGAACGAGACUCCGAAGUACAUUGUUCAUUUGGAAAACAAGCAGUGCACUUGUCUCAUUUUUGACAUUGACAGAAUCUCUUGUGUCCAUGCUAUUGCUGCAGCUAAGCGUACAAACAAGGAUGAGAACAAGUAUGUGGAUCAGGUCUACUUGACGAAAACAUGGGCUAAAAGAAUAUGCUGAGUGUGGAGAUUUGACAAAUUGUGAUUUCCCAGAUUAUGUACAAGUAUAUUCAUGCACACCACCUACUUGUAAGCAAACCAGUGGGAGAAUUCUGACAAAGAGAAAGAGAUCAGUUGGAGAGUUUGUUGUAUCCGGUUAAAAAUUCCAAGGACACAAAUAUAGCAGAUGCAACAUAGGAGGACACAACAAGAGUACAUGCAGAUCACCUUUAUGAAGGUUUUCAAUUUUUAAGAUAUUACAGAAUUUUUAAGGAAGAUUUUCAACUGUUAUCGGAAGACAUUACAUAAUUUUUUAGCAGAAUGAUGGCUUCUUCAUUUGUUUAGAAAUAUAUCAUAUGGUUUUAGGAAUGAUUUCCUAAAUAUUCCAACAAUUAUCUAAACCAUUUAUCUAAAUCAUUUUGGAAUUAAU